AGUACCUUCUUUGACAGAGAGGGAGUGGAGCCCGCCUUUCGUCUCUCUCGAAAUUGAAAUCCCAAACUAGAUUAUGAUCAUUCGAUUGAAAAAUAAAAACUUUCAAUUGUCUCGCUCUAAAUUUUCCCGCUCGUGUGGGGAUUCCAUGGCCUCAACCUCAUCAGCAGCGGCACGUCUGGAAGCCGAUGACGAGUGGGAGCUCUGCAACGACGACGACGGCUUCAUAUACAAGCGCAAGAAGCGACUGCGAGUCGAUGACCCAGAGCUCGUCUCAUCUGCACCGGAUCCUGAGUUAGAGAGGAGAAGCAGAAGAGGGCGUAAAAGGAGGACUCUUUUGAGACUCAAGAGGGAGUACCAGAGUGCGAUCGACCACUGGGAGAAUUUAUCGAACACCUUGCAUGCUAUGCAGGAGAAGACGCAACAUCAGAUUACUUGGCAACAAGAACAGCAAGAGAAGUAUGAAACAGCAUUGCUUUCGAAUUCCCCUCUGACAGAAGUUCAAGGGGGCAAGGAUAGUGGGGGGUCUUUAGUCGAUGAGCUCCUUUUGCAGAUAGAGGCACAGGAAGCAAUAAUCCAUGAUGUUUCAAAUCUCUGUGAUGUAGCGGAAGCGAUGUAUAAUGCCCAAGAGGAACGAUUAAAGCAGCAGUAUUUUGAUCUUCCGAUAUGGUCUUCGCUUGAAGAGCUCAUGGCAUCGCUGUGUGAUGAAAUGUAGAAGAUAGUAUAUAAAGGCUGCCAAGCGAUGCUGCACAUUUGAUAAGUUCAGUUCUACAAGAAAGAGACUGCAUUGGAGCUACCUUGGCUAGCCCAGAGCAAGGUAGUGCCUAAAGAAUGUUGGAAGCCGCCUCCAACUAAUUGGAUUGAAUGCUCAAGCUCAAUAUUGAUGCAGUUGUCUAAGUUAACAGUUCGAUAUCAGCUGCAAUUUGCAGAGAUCAUAAAAAGAAUAUAAUUGCACCAAGCUCAAGAUCGAUUCAAGUUUCUACAACUAGCCGUCUAACAAUGGAAGGAAGCUGUUGCAGCUUUCUUGCAGUUGAGGUAGCUGAAAAUCUAAAUUUUCAUAUGAUCAUUCAUCCCCACUGUCUUUUUUAACUAGUAAAGGUGGCUCUGUCCUAACUAACUCAAUUCUUCAGUCCCUAGAGUGACAAACUUCUAUCAGUAAAGGCAAGCAAGUGUGGGAAAUGGUUUUGACCAUUUCAUUACAGCGCCCCGGUCCGAACCAACCUACGGCCUUAGAGAAAAGUAGCAUGAGGCCCCUCAGGGAGGAAAGUUUG
Molecule: messenger RNA, 1268 nt
Organism: Tripterygium wilfordii
Lineage: Eukaryota; Viridiplantae; Streptophyta; Magnoliopsida; Celastrales; Celastraceae
Exons: 3
Coding region: 74-712 (212 amino acids)
Source: RefSeq, a predicted model, not a curated record